AUGUCAAAACUUUACAAUUUUAUACAAAAGUUGUUGCCAGAAAAAAUGUCUGGUAAUAACAUGACAAAAAAUCAACUUUUAGCAGAAGUUAAUAGACUAAUGACAGCACUUGAUGAUCAAAAACGAGAAAUGAAAGAAACUCAUGCUAAUGAAAUCAAAACAAGAAAAAAACAUGAAUAUGAAUAUAGCGAAAGAUUGAAAGAAAAAGAUAAGAUCCUUAAACAUGAAAAAAAAACUUAUAAACAUGAAAGAGAAACUCAUAAACAUGAAAAAGAAGAAAGAGAAAAAAUAUAUAAACGUGAAACAGACCUUAUGCAACAAACUAUUAAUCGUUUAGAACAAACUAUUAAUAAUUUACAAACUCAACUUAGAAAUUAUGAAAAUGUUUCUACCCCUAAAUACUAA
Cetraspora pellucida is the source of this 405-nucleotide messenger RNA. The record is from the annotation of a GenBank genome assembly. Lineage: Eukaryota; Fungi; Glomeromycota; Glomeromycetes; Diversisporales; Gigasporaceae.